CACAGCACAGAAGAAAAAGGACAUAAUCUACGCCGCGUGAGCAGAUCCUACUUCCCCUCUCUCUCUAAAGCAUUUUCAUUUCUCCUAAUCCAUUGAUUUGCAUUUGGGUUUCUGAUGAUUCUUCUUCCUCGCACCCACCGGAACUUUGCGAGUGAGAUAAAGCAACCCAGUUAAAGCCAAAAUCAAAACAAACCCACAGCUCUCUUUCUUUCUCUGAUCGACCCCUUUUGUUCCGUUCCCAUUAGAACUCCCAGUUUUUGUUUGUGGGUUUCGUUUCUAUACUUUUCUUCUCUCUUCCCCUUUCGCCACCAACUCCGGUGGUGGGCUCUGCCUUGCCCCUGCGCCACCACCACACUUCUGGGCCCACCUCCUCUCUCUCUUUUUCCAUCUCUUAUUAUCUCCUUCUUCUCUUCUACGCCUUCUCAUUUCCACACAAAAAUACAAUCUCUCUCUUUCUUCUUCGCUUCCUCUCCUCUCCUCUCUCCCCUUUUUCUUGUUUAUCCCUUUGGCACUGGCGCGGAUUGAGACAGCCCAGCCAGUUUUGCUAAGGGGGACUCACUUGCUCUGUGCCGGAAUCCACAUUCCAACCCGACCCAUCCAAGGAAAAACAUGGAUUUCUAGUCGAUUGCCGUAUGGUGGGGGCUGAAAAAUGAGUUUUUUGAGGCAAAGAUGAGUUUUUUUUUUUUGAGUGAUUUGUGAGAGGCGGACUCGUUCGCUGCGAGAUCGGCUUCUAAUUGGGAUUUCCCUCUUUCGGUAAUCUGGGUUUGUUUCAGUCGAGGAGCUGAAAUUUGGCACUGCUUUUUUUUGUUUUUUUUUUUAUUUUGUGGUAAGCGAUGGACACCGCUGGUAGACUCAUCGCCGGGUCUCACAAUAGAAAUGAGUUUGUUCUGAUCAAUGCAGAUGAGACUGCACGGAUCAAGUCUGUGAAGGAAUUGAGUGGGCAAAUAUGUCAGAUUUGCGGAGAUGAGGUAGAGAUAACUGUUGAAGGAGAGCUCUUUGUUGCCUGUAAUGAGUGUGCUUUCCCAGUUUGUAGACCUUGCUACGAGUAUGAGAGAAGAGAGGGAAAUCAAGCUUGUCCACAGUGUAAAACCAGAUACAAACGCAUUAAGGGUAGUCCUAGAGUUGAAGGUGAUGAGGAUGAAGAUGAUAUUGAUGAUUUGGAUAAUGAGUUCGACUAUGGAAACCUCGAUUCUUUGGGCCCUCAUUAUGCUGCAGAGGCAGCAUUUGCUUCACGCCUUAAUGCUGGCCGUGGUUCCCACCCUAAUGCAUCUCAAAUCCCUGGACAGUCAGAGCACGAACCUUCUCCUCUUGGUUCCGAGAUUCCUCUCCUGACAUAUGGCGAGGAGGAUUAUGAGAUUUCUUCUGAUCAACAUGCUCUUGUACCCCAUUUUAUGGGUCAUGGAAACAGAGUCCAUCCAAUGCCAUUCCCUGAUCCAUCUAUACCCUCUCAACCUAGACCAAUGGUUCCCCAAAAAGACAUUGCAGUGUACGGUUACGGGAGUGUGGCAUGGAAGGACAGAAUGGAAGAUUGGAAGAAGAAGCAAAAUGAUAAACUUCAAGUGGUGAAGCAUCAAGGGGCCGAUGAUGAUGGAAAUGAUAUUGACGAUCCUGAUUUGCCCAUGAUGGAUGAAGCUAGGCAGCCGCUAUCAAGGAAAUUGCCCAUCGCCUCAAGCAGAAUAAAUCCAUACAGAUUAAUCAUCUUGCUUCGUCUUGUUAUUCUUGGCUUAUUCUUCCAUUACAGAAUUCUUCAUCCAGUUAAAGAUGCCUAUGGUUUGUGGUUGACUUCAGUCAUAUGUGAAAUAUGGUUUGCUGUAUCAUGGAUUCUGGAUCAGUUCCCAAAAUGGUAUCCAAUUGAAAGGGAGACUUAUCUUGAUAGGCUGUCACUGAGGUAUGAAAAAGAAGGGAAGCCUUCUGAAUUAGCCAGCGUGGACAUAUUUGUCAGUACUGUCGAUCCAUUGAAAGAACCUCCAUUGAUCACUGCAAACACAGUACUUUCCAUUCUUGCAGUUGACUAUCCGGUAGAUAAAGUUGCAUGCUAUGUAUCAGAUGAUGGUGCAGCCAUGUUAACAUUUGAAGCACUCUCUGAGACAUCUGAAUUUGCUAGGAAAUGGGUCCCUUUCUGUAAGAAAUUCAAUAUUGAGCCCCGUGCCCCUGAAUUUUAUUUCUCUCAAAAGAUUGAUUAUUUGAAGAACAAGGUCCACCCUGCAUUUGUCAGGGAAAGGCGAGCAAUGAAGAGAGAAUAUGAAGAAUUUAAGGUUAGGAUAAAUGCUUUGGUCUCCAUGGCUCAAAAGGUUCCUGAGGAUGGCUGGACGAUGCAAGAUGGUACUCCAUGGCCUGGGAACAAUGUUCGAGACCACCCUGGCAUGAUUCAGGUCUUCCUUGGCCAGAGUGGAGUUUGCGAUGUUGAAGGAAAUGAGCUACCGCGUUUGGUUUAUGUUUCUCGUGAAAAGCGGCCAGGGUUUGAACAUCACAAGAAGGCUGGGGCCAUGAAUGCACUGGUUCGGGUCUCGGCAAUUCUGUCUAAUGCUCCUUAUCUUCUUAAUGUUGACUGUGAUCACUACAUUAACAAUAGUAAGGCGCUUAGAGAAGCUAUGUGUUUCAUGAUGGACCCUACAUCAGGGAAGAAAGUUUGUUAUGUGCAGUUUCCUCAAAGAUUUGAUGGGAUUGAUCGUCACGAUCGGUAUUCCAAUCGGAAUGUCGUUUUCUUUGAUAUUAACAUGAAAGGAUUAGAUGGGCUACAAGGGCCAAUAUAUGUUGGUACAGGAUGUGUUUUCCGGAGGGUUGCCCUUUAUGGAUAUGAUGCUCCUACCAAGAAGAAACCCCCAAGCAAAACAUGCAAUUGCUUGCCAAAAUGGUGUUGUCUUUGUUGUGGGUCUAGAAGGACCAAGAAGGGAAAGGCCAAGAAUGAGAAGAAGAAGAAGACAAAGCACAGAGAAGCAUCGAAGCAGAUCCAUGCACUUGAGAAUAUCGAGGAGGGAAUUGAAGAACUAAGCAUAGAGAAGUUGAAUGUGUCUCAAAUAAAAUUGGCAAAAAAAUUCGGGCAAUCUCCCGUGUUUGUGAGCUCGACCCUGUUGGAAAAUGGAGGAGUUCCUCAUGAUGUGAGUGCUGCAUCACUCCUAAGAGAAGCCAUUCAAGUCAUCAGUUGUGGUUAUGAAGAUAAAACAGAAUGGGGGAAAGAGGUGGGGUGGAUUUACGGUUCGGUGACUGAAGAUAUCUUGACUGGAUUUAAAAUGCACUGUCACGGCUGGCGGUCUGUGUACUGUAUUCCUAAGAGACCUGCAUUUAAAGGAUCGGCUCCUAUCAACCUCUCAGAUCGUUUACACCAAGUUUUGCGGUGGGCUUUAGGAUCUGUUGAGAUAUUCUUGAGCAGACACUGUCCUAUCUGGUACGGCUAUGGAGGCGGGUUGAAAUGGUUGGAGCGUUUUUCGUACAUAAACUCCGUGGUCUAUCCUUGGACCUCGAUUCCAUUGCUUGUUUACUGUAGUCUACCAGCUAUCUGUCUCCUCACUGGAAAAUUUAUCGUUCCUGAGAUUAGCAACUAUGCUAGUCUUAUUUUCAUGGCACUCUUCAUUUCGAUUGCUGCGACCGGUAUCCUUGAGAUGCAGUGGGGUGGUGUUGGAAUUGACGACUGGUGGAGAAACGAGCAGUUCUGGGUAAUUGGAGGCGUUUCGUCGCAUCUUUUUGCUCUCUUCCAAGGUCUACUCAAGGUUUUAGCUGGUGUUAGCACCAACUUCACAGUGACAUCCAAAGCAGCCGACGAUGGGGAAUUUUCAGAACUCUAUGUCUUCAAGUGGACAUCAUUGUUAAUACCCCCCACAACCUUGUUGAUCAUAAACAUUGUCGGUGUAAUUGUCGGGAUCUCGGACGCCAUCAAUAAUGGGUACGACUCCUGGGGUCCUCUCUUCGGAAGGCUAUUUUUUGCCCUUUGGGUGAUUAUCCACCUCUACCCCUUCUUGAAGGGAUUGUUAGGGAAACAAGAUCGGUUACCGACGAUCAUUGUUGUCUGGUCAAUUCUUUUAGCCUCAAUCUUAACAUUACUGUGGGUAAGGAUCAACCCGUUUGUAUCGAAAGACGGUCCUGUUUUAGAAGUUUGCGGGUUGAAUUGCGAUUAGGAAACAAGCAGGUCGGGACGAGAUGAGACGGGUUGGUUAUGGUUUUUGCAGAAAAAUUUGACUAAUUUUUGUUGGAAGAAAGUUAAUGCAGCAGUAUGAUGUAGAUAGAGGGGUUGGAGGGUGAGGAAUUGUUAUUUGUUCUAUAGAUUUCUUUGAUUCUUUUAUUAAAAUUACUCUGGUCUCUGGGUGCCUGCUUAAUUAGCCUUUUACUAAAUUGUUCCCUAUUUUUGUCCCAUGGAAAAACAUGAACUUAUAUAAUUUAUUCCCUUGUCAAACUUUAGGGGAUAUGUAAAAUUUGUCUCAAACUCUCAUUUUUUCUGUGUUCUAAUGUAAACCCUUGACAUUCUUCA
This is a messenger RNA of Momordica charantia (bitter melon), 4462 nucleotides long. Its product is annotated as cellulose synthase A catalytic subunit 2 [UDP-forming]. Lineage: Eukaryota; Viridiplantae; Streptophyta; Magnoliopsida; Cucurbitales; Cucurbitaceae. Gene Ontology annotation, cellular component: membrane. Gene Ontology annotation, molecular function: cellulose synthase (UDP-forming) activity. The record is from RefSeq and is a predicted model, not a curated record. Gene Ontology annotation, biological process: cellulose biosynthetic process.